AUGUGGGUUGCCUAUGUUAAACUGCUGUUUGCACUCGUUUUGCAAUUCAUAUCGACUCGUAGUGAAAUUAACAAACAAAACCCUUCAACUAAAGUAUUUACUGAUAACAAUACAUCAUACUUUAAUCUAUAGCUUGUCUUAUCAGUACACCAACCAAGCAACACAAAAUGCUGGAGAUAACAUGUAACGAUCGUCUGGGAAAGAAAGUCCGCGUGAAAUGCAACCCUGAUGAUACAGUCGCUGAUCUAAAGAAGCUAAUUGCCGCACAAACCGGCACAAAAUGGGAUAAAAUCAUCCUGAAGAAGUGGUACACCACAUUUAAGGAUCAUAUUCAGCUACAAGAUUAUGAAAUCCAUGAUGGCAUGAAUUUGGAGCUCUACUAUCAAUAGGCAGUGUAUUUCCAGAGAUUAAUUUAAGUUUUUCUAAUAAAAUAAUGUUUUAACUUCACCAGCAA
Messenger RNA from Dalotia coriaria, 454 nucleotides. It is a transcript of the gene ubl, whose product is annotated as Ubiquitin-like protein 5. Lineage: Eukaryota; Metazoa; Arthropoda; Insecta; Coleoptera; Staphylinidae. The record is from RefSeq and is a predicted model, not a curated record. Gene Ontology annotation, cellular component: nucleus; cytoplasm. Gene Ontology annotation, molecular function: protein binding; protein tag activity. The transcript has 3 exons. The coding region runs from base 168 to 389 and encodes 73 amino acids. Gene Ontology annotation, biological process: protein modification process; mRNA splicing, via spliceosome.